Molecule: messenger RNA, 1460 nt
Organism: Paramecium octaurelia
Lineage: Eukaryota; Ciliophora; Oligohymenophorea; Peniculida; Parameciidae
Source: the annotation of a GenBank genome assembly
AUGAAGGCAGAUAGUUUUUAAACUAAAUUCCUAGCACAAUAGAUUAAGAAUAAAAUAGAUCCUAAAAACUAUUACUCCUCUUUUAAUCUUGGAACCAGCGUCUUCACAUCUAAAAUGAAAUCAGAAGAGUCAAUUGAAAAAAAACUAUCUGUUAGUUAACCCAUGUCUCCUAGUUAUUUAAAAGCCAUGAGAGCCUUGUAGGAUAGAAUCAGAACUCUAGAAGGGGAGAAUGGCAUUCUCAAUGAGUAAAUCGUAAAAUUAACUCGUUUAAUAUUUAUAGAAUAUAUCGUAAAAUUAUUGUACAACUGCUCAUGUUAAAAGUAAAUAAAGAAACAAAGUCGAAAAACUAUUAAGUACUAUGACUAAGAAUGAUGUAUUUCAAAAAGAUAAAAAUGAUGAAAAAGAUUAAAAAAUUAAGGAACUUGACAAGAAAUUGAAAUAAUCAGAAAUUGAGAAUGAGGAUAAGAUAGCCUACAUUCACUCUGAUUAUAAAUUUUAGAUUAGUUAGAAUGAGUCAAAAAUUCGAGAAUUAACAGAAGAGAUUAAUAAUAUGUAAUGUAAAUAUCUUAAUAUAGAUAACAAUAAUUAAAUUUGAAUUUAGAUACAAAUGAGAGUUAUAAAAAAAAGAUCACUUAAUUAAAUUAAUAAUUGCAAAAGGAAAAAUAGGUAAAUCCAUUUUAUUCUAUAAAUAGAUUACUCUAAACUAUCAAUUACAAUUAGAUACAUUUGUAAAAAGCAGUAAAUAAUGGAAUGAGAGCAUGUCCAAAAUGAAUCAUGAUAUUAAAUUAUAUAAAGAAUAAAUCCAAGAGUUGUAAUAAUAUUUGGAUUGGUAUACUACUCAAUAUCCUGUUGAUAAAUUCUAAUUUAUGGAAUUGGAAAUAAAAUAAUUAUAAACAAAAAAUGCUGAUCUAGUCAACUAAUUGGAAUAGCAAAGAUCCUAAAAUUCACAAUUAAUUUCUGAUAUUUAAUUGCUGAAGCUAUAAUAUGAGAGAAUUGAAUCACAAAAACAUAAGUAAAUAGAACAAUUAAAUGGCAAAAUCUUUGAAUUAUCAUUAUUAGUAUAAAGACAGGAAUCAAAAGAUCAAUAGUAAUAAACUUCGAAUAAAAAGCAAAUCAAAAAGUUUUCCAUUACUCAAGUUACAUAAGUACCUACUUCUGAGCAAGAGUAAAUUAAACAAACAACAGAUGAUGACACUAGUUUCGUGAUUGUUAAAAAGAAUAAUGAAGAUACUCAAGAUUAUGAGAAUAUAUCAAGAUAGAUAAUCAAAUUGGAAUUGAUGUUGGAGGAACUUGACUAGAAAUAUGAUUAAAUUGUAAAACAAGCUUAAAUUGAGACAGACAUGAGGGUGAAGUAAACAUUGAGAUAAGAACUUAUUUAAAUCUUGGCAUAAAUUAAGGAUAUAAACUAAUAAAUUAAUGUACUGAUUUCCUAGUAAAAAUCUUUGAAAACUAAAUUAUGA